This is a messenger RNA of Paramacrobiotus metropolitanus, 1749 nucleotides long. RefSeq lists its product as uncharacterized. Gene Ontology annotation, molecular function: microtubule binding. The transcript has 8 exons. NCBI's taxonomy places the organism in Eukaryota, Metazoa, Tardigrada, Eutardigrada, Parachela, Macrobiotidae. Bases 71 to 1528 code for a protein of 485 amino acids. The record is from RefSeq and is a predicted model, not a curated record.
AUUAGAAUGUCACUAGUAGUGAAAGCUAUCGUGCAUAGUUUUGUCCUAAAUUCGAAUUAGCCAUUCAGAAAUGACCGGUAAAACUGUACAAAACACAACUGUCGUAUCUCAGUCUGUUUCAUUUGAGACAUCUGCCGGCGGCGAACAAGAGUUAAAUAACGAUGGCCGCUCCGCUGCUGAAAAACAGUUUCAGCGAGGACAGGAUGUUGAACCGGCACUUCACGAUGCCGAACCGAUUAUGCCCUUGCUGCAAGAAAAUCAUCGUAAAAAAUCCACUUAUCACGAAGACUAUACCGGACGACCUGGAGAAAAAAGGCCGUUGAUCAUUCAUGAAGCGAACUUUGUGCCACCAGACGAUUCCCAUGAGUUGUCUUCCCAUUACAACUCAGAAUUUACUGCAAAACCGAUCACUUAUGAUCGUGCGGUGCGUCCUUUCAAGCCGUACACUGUCCCUUCGCAGAAAAUCCGUCCGGUGUCGAAUUACAAAGAAGACUAUACGUACUUUAGCGACCGUAUUGAAAAGCGAGAACCUAUAAAACCCCAGUCGGACUUCAUCCCGCCGAGUGGCCCACAACCGUUCGAGACUAAUUAUAAGGCGAUGUUUUGUGGAGAAAAUAAGGUUGUGGCUGAUCGGAUUCGGCCAGUUCCGAAAGCGGGAGAGAUAACACUCACCGAUGAACCAUUCAACGCGACGUCCAGUUAUCGCCAAGAGUUUGUCGCACAAGCCGGUCACCGUUUGCCACCUGUAAAGCCGACUUCUAGUUUUCCUGGACUAGCAGAUGGAACGAAUAAAACGCUGCCCAACAGCACUUACCACAGUGCUUUUAAAAUGCAGUCUCAGCCGGCGAUAAUGCAUCAAGCACGGGAACAUAAAGUCAGGGAAUAUCGCGCGCCAACAGAUAAAAUGACGGAAAGGUCACUGUAUGCGGACGACUUUCAGAAGAAAGCGGCAGAGAAAGUGGCCCCUAUUAUUCCCCGAUCCGAUUUUACACCGCCUGCUGACCAUGUAGAGCUGCAAACGGCUUACCAGGACACCUACAACAGGAGCAAGCCCAUCCAAGUUGACCGAAAGAAAGGACCUUCGAAACCAUACACAAAACCACAAAUAAAACUUGAAGGCCAAUCGACAUAUGUAAAAGAUUUUGCGCACAAAGAAAUCGUUCGCAGAUUGCCAAUUAUUCCGCAUCCAGAAUAUAUUAUGCCAAAGGAAGAAACAAAAUACGAAUCAAGUUAUGCCUCAGCUUUUGCCCAAAAGCCGUUAAACCAUAUGCAUGAAAGACACGUCAGACCGCGUAAGCCGUACCUGGACCCAACAGAAAAAAUGGACUCUCUUUCGACAUACGGCAACGAUUUCCAGGCAAAGGCCACUUUGCCGGUCACGAAAGUUUUGCCUGUGAAAAACUCUUGGUUCAAAAUGGAUUAUGGGGACGACUACGGUUUACUACGGUCGGAGUACAAGUCUCGUUUUUCUUUGACCGCUAACACGGCUCCGGUUAACACAAACCAAAUUCCAGUUGCAUCUUCCUAGAAAUUGAGUAUUUUGAUUAAAUGCGCUAAUUGCAUAAAAGUAUUAAAAACUGAUGCUGCUUAAAACUGGCGAAACAAAACAGGCGACGGUUACCGAAUGGUUGCACAGCAACGAUAAAAGAAUGCCUGUUAUCUGAAACAGUAAAAGUUAUUUUUAUUAAUACUUACCACUUACUGUUUUACUGCUGCUCAAUUCUAUAAAGUGUGUAAGUAGUAGUUAGA